Amblyraja radiata (thorny skate) is the source of this 2329-nucleotide messenger RNA. RefSeq names its product kelch domain-containing protein 1. The transcript has 14 exons. Lineage: Eukaryota; Metazoa; Chordata; Chondrichthyes; Rajiformes; Rajidae. Gene Ontology annotation, molecular function: protein binding. The record is from RefSeq and is a predicted model, not a curated record. Bases 418 to 1581 code for a protein of 387 amino acids.
UCCAAUUAAAAAUAGGAUUGUGCAUAAUAACAAUUCCAAACAUGAAGUUUCCCGGCCUGUGGUGCUGCUGCAAGUAGGAAUGUCAUUGCCCCCUUGUAUGUACAUAACAUAUGACCAUUAAACACUCUUGCUUCUCCUGCCUUGAAGGGCGGUGCUUGGACCCACGGCGCCUGCCCGUGUGCCGUGAGCGGCUUGGCUUUCCUUGGCAGUCGGUCCAGGGAUCCUCGGGACCUGUUGAGCCCAGGACCACACGGGCCCAGCACCGGGACACGGCGCCUGUAGAGCCGGGGACGGCACGGCCCAGCACCGGGACACGGCGCCUGUAGAGCCGGGGCACGGCGCCUGUAGAGCCGGGGACGGCACGGCCCAGCACCGGGACACGGCGCCUGCAGAGCCCGGGACAGCACGGCCCAGGACAUGGCGGAGGCCCAAGUGAACUGGGUGGCGGAGGAGAGGAGCGGCCACUGCGCUGUACUGGACGGAUGCUGCCUGUACGUGUGGGGUGGUUAUGUGACAUACGAAAAUAAUGAAGUUUACUUACCCAAUGAUGAAAUCUGGGUUUAUGAAAUUGAAAGUGGUAUAUGGCAGAGACAACCGAUGAAGGGAGACCUUCCUCGUCCAAUGUCAGGAAGCUGCGCUGCUUGUUUGAAUGGAGUCAUGUACAUUUUUGGAGGAUAUGAUGAUCUGGGAUAUAGUAAUGAGCUGUAUUGUGUUAAUUUGCAAGUGAAGAAUGAUGUGUUCACAUGGAAGAAGAUUUGUAAUUAUAAAGGAAAUCCUCCUACUCCAAGAGAUAAACUUUCUUGCUGGGUACAUAAAGACAAGUUGAUUUACUUUGGAGGCUAUGGAUGCAAGAAAAUAAGUGAACUAAAUGAUUCGUUUGAUGUGAAUGAAGCAUCCUGGGAAGAAGAAAUGUUCUGGGGUUGGAAUUAUGACAUCCAUGUUUUUGAUCCCAGUAUGAAUAUUUGGUACCAGCCUACAAUCAAGGGCAUAUCUCCACGACCUCGAGCAGCUCAUGCAUGUGCCACAAUGGGAAAUAAGGGUUAUUUAUUUGGAGGAAGGAUACUGGAAACAAGAAUUAAUGAUUUGCAUUGCCUGGACUUAGACACAUGGACAUGGUCCGGAGAGAUUACUGUUAAAGGAGUACGUCCACAGGGACGAUCGUGGCAUACACUGACCCCUGUGACAGAUGAUCAGAUCUUCCUUUUUGGAGGACUAAGUGCAGAAAGUCAACCUCUUAGUGAUGCAUGGAUAUACCAUGUUGGAGCUAGUGAAUGGAGGCAACUGGAUCAUUGUCCUAAGAAUAGACCCAGGUUGUGGCAUACAGCCUGUUUGGGAAAGGAGUUUGAAGUGAUGGUGUUUGGUGGCAGUAAAGAUGACCUGCUUUCAUUUGAUUCUGGUCACUGUAAUGAUGUGCUGAUCUUUCAAACACAGCCAUAUUCACUCUUCAGAUUGUGCUUAGACUGCAUUGCCAAAAACGCCACAGUUUUACAGAGUCAGCUUCCAUGGUUGCCACGUCAAUUGUUGUCUCAAGUGGAGAAAAAAAUCACUUUCUGGGUUUCAGCUGGACGCCAAGAAAAAUGAAAAUGUAUUUUAAACAGAGUUUGAUUUAAGAAUAUUUGCAUAUAUCACAUGUAAUGAUGUAUUGCAAGAGGUAUGUCAUUAUGAUUGGCAAAUGUAAUAUUUGAAAUGUGCAAACCCAAAUUGGGUUGAUAUAAAUGUGAUUGUUAAGUUUUAUUGUAUUCAUGUUGUAGACUGAUUAACAAAGUAGGUAAUUCAUUUUAUAUCAUCCUGGGCCAGAUUCUAAAAUAAAUUGUUUUGACUAAUAAUGCCAGUUGUGAAGUUUUUUCAUCAAUAAAUAUAAACUGGUAAAGCAUAGACGCCUUUCAGCUGGCACUCUGAGAGAAAUGAAGAUUUUAGGUAAGUACAAACUGCCCAUCUUUUAUUUUCAUUUGUCAUUCAUUGUUGAUCUCAAAUCACUAGAUUAUUCUCACCACUAUAAGGUCACUUUAUAUUGAAUUUCAGGUAAUUCACAUUCAUCGAUGCUGAAGACUACUGUGGAUAGUGACACCUUCACACCAACUGUGAAAGCUUGUUCUUGUUAUUCUUGAUAUGUCAUUAUUAAUUCAAAUUAGAAAGUCUUUGCAUUAUUGUAAAUCGGAUGAGAAACAAUGUAAAGAUGGGAAUAUACAUAAAUCAACUAUGAUGGGGGGGCUUGUAUUUUACUCUGAUCUUUGUGUUUUGUGCAUUCAUAUAUUGUUCAUAUUAAAGCAUCAGAAUGUGUUCCAAAUAUGUUUUGAAUCACUAUUAAAUAUUGAUUGCUGAUUUAAAA